UAUUUCCUCUGGAGGAAACGCUGCGCAAGCAGCCAAUUCUUCGUCGGGAUGCUUUAAAUAACGACGAUGAGGUCGGCUUUACCCGACUGAGGUCCUAGUUGAUUGGACGCAGGUGUUGAAGUUCGGGUAGAAUCUAUUAUAUAUGCAGCUUUGCGCUGCUUUCGCUACUUUCUUUUUCUCCAAAAUUGCUUCUGUCUUUGGCGUCUCUCCGCAUUGCUCUCCCUUUUAUCUGCAUGAUGAAGCUCUCUCUGCUUCUCUUCGUGGCAAGUGCGUUUGCAGCCGGGCCGGCGGAAGAUCCCAAACUUGAGCCCGUCGUCCGCCAGGGCUCGACGCUGCUGCUUGACGGGCAGCCGUGGAAGGCUGUAGGGCCAAACGUGUACUGGCUUGGGCUGGACGAGAAUGUGACUCCUCUUGCCGGGGAACCCUUCGAUCCCUCGACAAAUGCCAGUUACCCAACUAAGGGCCGCAUCACGGAGGUCAUGGCGAUUGUGACGGCCAUGGGUGGAACUAUGAUCCGGGCUCACACCCUUGGAGUCAGCACGGGGAAUCCGUUGAGCGUCAUGCCAACCCUCGGGAAGAUAAACGAGGCUGCUUUCGAUUCGAUCGAUUGGGCUGUGUUCCAAGCUCGGGAGUACGGAAUCAGGCUGCUGGUUCCUUUAACUGAUAACUGGGACUAUUAUCACGGGGGCAGAUACACUUUCCUCCGCUGGGCAGGCUUCAACCUCACCCAGGCGAGCGACUCGUCAAGUCCUCUCGUCCAGCAAUUUUAUACAAACGCCACCAUCAUAGCGUCGUUCAAAGACUACACCACCAAGCUGCUGACGCACGUUAACAAGUACACGAACAUAUCCUACGCAGACGACCCAACCAUCUUCGCGUACGAGACGGGCAACGAGCUCUCAAAUGUGCCGACUGAGUGGUUAACUGAAAUUGCGAAGCAUCUCAAGUCCCUGGCGCCGAAUAAGCUGGUCGUAGACGGCACGUUUAACGUGAACCAGGCGCACUUGAACAUUCCCGAGGUCGACAUAUUCUCGAGUCACUUUUAUCCCCCUACCGCGUCUAGGGUGCAGUCUGACUUGAGACUGGUUGCGACUGCGAACAAGACUUACAUUGCGGGAGAGUACGGCUGGAUUGACAAGAACGGCGGGUCUUCUAAUCCCAGCACCGACUCCUUGGUUUCAUUCUUCCAGGAGUUGGAGCGGAGUCCAUCCGCAGGAGGCGAUAUGUUUUGGAGUUUGUUCGGCCACAAUGUUCCAAACUGUAAUAUUUUCGUCAACCACAGUGACGGCUACACGUUGCAAUAUGGCAAUCCACAGAACUCGGCGGACGUCAAUACCAGGAUACAGCUGAUCCGGCGACACUUUGUGAAGAUGAGCCAGGGGGUGGACAUCAACGCGACUGCGGCUCUUCCGGUAGUUCCCUGCCCAGCCCCGGACCAUGGGUAGUGUACUCGUGGGACAAAUCAUCACGAUUUCUUCGGUCAAAACAUUCGGCCAAUCUUCAUCAACUAUCCUUUAUUCCUGAGAUAUAUAAUUCAC
This is a messenger RNA of Phialemonium atrogriseum, 1538 nucleotides long. Its product is annotated as glycoside hydrolase superfamily. The transcript is spliced from 5 exons. The coding region runs from base 234 to 1445 and encodes 403 amino acids. Gene Ontology annotation, molecular function: mannan endo-1,4-beta-mannosidase activity. The record is from RefSeq and is a predicted model, not a curated record. NCBI's taxonomy places the organism in Eukaryota, Fungi, Ascomycota, Sordariomycetes, Cephalothecales, Cephalothecaceae.